UUUGGGCGCUCAUCAUUCAGCACAUGGCCGCGCAGUUUGGAGGUUAAGAAUCUUGUUUUGAUUUUGUGGCACCUCUAAUUUCUUUUCCAGCCUUUUUUUGUGUUAUCUCACAGCAGUCUGACGAAAAGCUUAUUUCCGACCAUGCCUGAAGCGGAGCAAAAUCCGGGGGCUGAGAAAUCAAAGAAACAGCUGAAGAAAGAAGCAAAGGAAGCAGAAAAAGCUCAGAAAAAAGCUGAGAGAAAAGCAGCAAACCCAGUUAACAAUGAAGCCACAACUGAAGAAGAUGUUUCAGUUGGAAAGUACGGUAACUUGCCAAUGAUUCAAAGUGAAAAACCCGUUGAAAGGAAGUUCAUCGAUAUCUCAGCCUUAACACCAGAAGUGGCCAAUGAAAAAGUUUGGAUUCGCGGUAGGCUUCACACGAGCAGAGCAAAAGGGAAGCAAUGUUUCAUGGUGAUAAGACAACAACACGCUACUGUCCAAUGUUUAGCAGCUGUGAAUGAAAAUAACAGUCGACAAUUAAUUAAAUUCACAUCUGGUGUAAACAAAGAAUCAAUUGUGGAUAUCGAAGGUCUUGUUCAAAAAGUGAAUCAACCAAUCGAGUCCUGUUCGCAAAAAUUAGUUGAAUUACAUGUCAGCCAGUUUUGGGUGAUCAGCUCUGCCAAAAGCCAACUGCCAUUACUCAUCGAAGAUGCAGCCCGGCCGGAGAAAAAAGACGAGGAUGCGGAAGGUUUAUCAAUCCGCGUCAAUCAAGACACUAGGUUAGACAACAGAAUUUUAGACCUUAGAACUCCAGCCAAUCAAGCCAUAUUUAGAAUUGAGGCUGAGAUUUCAAGACUUUUCAGAGAUAUCCUUUCAGAAAAGGGCUUUGUAGAAAUUCACACACCAAAAAUCAUCAGUGCAGCCAGUGAAGGGGGAGCCAAUGUUUUCACUGUCUCUUACUUCAAAGGUUCAGCUUACCUAGCUCAAAGUCCCCAGUUAUACAAGCAAAUGGCUAUCGCAGCUGACUUUGAUAGAGUCUUUACUGUCGGCGCAGUUUUCAGAGCAGAAGACAGCAAUACCCACCGACAUCUAACGGAAUUUGUUGGUUUGGAUUUAGAAAUGGCUUUCAAAUAUCAUUAUCAUGAGGUUUUGAAACUUAUCGGUUCUUCAUUCACAGAAAUGUUCCGACAGCUUCAAAAGAAAUGUGCAGUCCAGAUAGCAGCCGUAGCUGAGCAAUAUCCAGUGGAACCAUUUCAGUUUCUAGACCCUCCUCUAAUACUCGAUUUCAAGACGGGUGUUGAAAUGCUGAGAGAGGCCGGUGUCACCAUGGGGGAUGAAGAUGACUUGAGCACACCAGAUGAAAAAUUGUUGGGAAGAUUGGUGAAAGCAAAGUAUAGCACAGAUUUCUACAUUUUGGAUAAAUUCCCAUUAGCUGUGAGGCCCUUCUACACGAUGCCAGACCCACAUGAUCCGAAACUUUCGAAUUCUUACGACUUCUUCAUGAGAGGAGAGGAAAUCAUGUCUGGAGCGCAGAGGAUUCAUGACCCUGAGUUUCUAACUGAAAGAGCCAAACAUCAUGGUGUUGACAUUGAAAAAAUCAAAGCUUACAUUGAAGCCUUCAAGUACGGCUGUCCACCGCAUGCCGGCGGCGGUAUUGGAUUGGAACGUGUGGUCAUGCUCUACCUAGGACUUGAUAACAUUCGCAAGACAUCAAUGUUCCCAAGAGACCCAAAAAGGAUAACACCAUAAGGUGACAAAAUUUGUUUCUUGAUGAAAUUUCUUUGGUCGGAAAAAACUGAUCCACUAAACUUUACCAUCAAUGAAUUAGUUGUAAGGACCACAGAAUUUUUGUGAUGACUUUGUAAGUUGAAAAAGUUAUUUUUCAAAUUAAAUAAUUUUAUUUUAAUUUUA
Molecule: messenger RNA, 1890 nt
Organism: Bemisia tabaci
Lineage: Eukaryota; Metazoa; Arthropoda; Insecta; Hemiptera; Aleyrodidae
Gene: AspRS
Product: aspartyl-tRNA synthetase
Biological process (GO): aspartyl-tRNA aminoacylation
Cellular component (GO): aminoacyl-tRNA synthetase multienzyme complex; cytosol; cytoplasm
Molecular function (GO): aspartate-tRNA ligase activity; RNA binding; ATP binding
Source: RefSeq, a predicted model, not a curated record